Molecule: messenger RNA, 4451 nt
Organism: Microplitis demolitor
Lineage: Eukaryota; Metazoa; Arthropoda; Insecta; Hymenoptera; Braconidae
Product: lysophosphatidylserine lipase ABHD12
Exons: 9
Coding region: 406-1482 (358 amino acids)
Biological process (GO): monoacylglycerol catabolic process; phosphatidylserine catabolic process
Cellular component (GO): endoplasmic reticulum membrane
Molecular function (GO): phosphatidylcholine lysophospholipase A1 activity; monoacylglycerol lipase activity
Source: RefSeq, a predicted model, not a curated record
GACAACCUAAUAUUUUUUUUUUUUCUAUAUUUCAUCACAAAGUGAGUCUUGAUCGUUGUAUAUAUACGAUAUUUAUCAUAUACCCAUAUUCAAUAUCUCAUAAAUAUAUAUUUCAACUUUUUUUCAAUACCAUGAUUUAUUGGAUUUUAAAAAAACGUACAAUUAAAAGGUUGCACAUUGACAAUAGCUCCUGUUGAUGUUGUUAAUCCGCGAGAAAUACUUGGUGCUUCAAAACAUUUAUGGAAUUAUAUAUAAAACAAUAAAAAUAUAUAAAUACUUAUAAUAACAAUAAAAUAUAUAUAAAUACUUAUAAUAACAAAAAACAUUUAAAAUAAAAGGAUAUUCUACUCUGCUUUAAUAAAAUAAUUAUUUUUUUGGGUUAUAUGUUAUAUACUUACUAACAAAAUGCAAUGGGCAUAUUUCUUAGCUGGUUUUGUGCCAUUCAUCAUCCUUGAUAUUUGGUAUAUGGGAAUAAUCACAUUAUGGACUUUAAAAAUAUUUAUUAUUCUUUACAUAAUUAUAUUUGGUAUUUGUCCGUUUAUAUUUCAUUACUCAUAUAACUUUCAACGUAAAAUACUUUUUUUGAAUUUCGUACACUGGCCCCCUAGUCUAGACUUUAAUAAACCCGAAACAAUCGGAUUGGAAGGUGUAAGAAAUUUUUAUUUACACACUGAUGAAAAUGUUAAAAUUGGAGCGUGGCAAAUGUUACCUCGAUCUUUACUCAACGGCACUACGAUACUCAAUGAUGAAUAUUUUGAAGCAACCUUAGCAAAUGCAAGUAAACCAGUAUUUUUAUAUAUGCAUGGUAAUAGUGGAAACAGAGGAAGUAGUCAUAGAAUUGAAUUAUACAAAGUAUUUCAAGACCUAGAUUAUCAUGUAAUUGCUUUCGAUUAUCGAAGCUACGGUGACAGUGACCCUGCUGAUUUAUCAGAACUUGGUGUUGUUACUGACAGUAAAUAUGUAGUACAAUGGCUUAUAAAUAAAGUAAAUAACAGUGCACCUAUUUUUGUAUGGGGUCAUUCACUUGGAACUGGAGUAUCAAGUCAUGCAUUGGCUUUAUUAGCUACUGAAAAUAUACACCCUACAGGAUUAUUUUUAGAAUCUCCUUUUAAUAAUAUAGCUGAUGAAUUACGUUGUCAUCCUUUUGCUCAAGUUUUUAAACAUCUACCAUGGUUUGAUUGGAUAAUUGUGCAGCCAUUUUAUGGAAAUAAUUUGAGAUUUGAGUCUGAUAAACAUACUGCUAAUAUAAAAUGUCCUAUUAUGAUCUUACACGCUGAAGAUGAUAGUGUUGUACCAUUUAAUCUAGGUGAAAAGCUUUAUGAAGAGACUUUAAAAUCACAUGGAAAUGAUACCGAACAAAUUCAAAUGGUUAGGAUAAAUGCUUCGUUAGAGCUUGGUCAUAAAUAUAUAUGUCGAUAUAAACCAUUACCAUCAAUUAUAGAGCAUUUUGUUUUACAAUGUCAAAAGAACAAAAUUCAAUGAAAUGCUUUAAAAAAUUUAGCAUCGUAUUUGUGUCCAUCAAAUCCAAAGAGCCUGGUGGUAUCGUCCAAUUUUAUAUUUUGAGUGACUUAACUAAAGUAAAAAAAUUAUUUUUUUCAGUAGAAAUACUUAGAAAAAAGACAGUUGAGAUUAGAAAAUUAUAUUUUUUUUAGGUAAUAUUUAAUAGUAUAUUGUGUGGCAAGAGGUGAAGCACAAUAAUUUUAGAUGAGGGUAAGAUUGGCUGCUCGCGCUGAAGGCAAGCGCGGGCUGCCACCACAUGAAGUUUUCAAUUGUGUUUUAUCUCAUGUCACACACAUAAUUUUUCAUCAUUACCUGAAUUGAAACUUAGAGUUUAAGUGUUUGGAAUCAAUUAAAAUGAGACAAUUUAAGGGCAUUUUUGAACAAUGCCCCCACUUUUUUAAAAUAUUCAAUGACUUUCAACUGUCAUAACAGUAUUUAAAUUUUACUAAUUAAUUUUUAAAAAAUUAGAGCAUUAAUUGAGAAAAGGAUAACGUAGUUACAAUUUCUCCGAGACAUAGAUUUAAAAAAAAAUUACUUAAAGUUGUUAUCAAUUGAGAGUUGAACGAAAUUCGGUAAAUGAAUUUAAGUAAAAUUUUCAUGUCAAUAUUAUAUAAUUAAGCCCGUAAAAGAAAGAUCUUUUCUCCCACUAUUUUUUACAUGCCAUUAAGUCAUUACUGUGCAUGCACGUUAAUAGGGUGAAAUUAUGACAAUUCACGGUGAAUCAACGUGAUUCCCAGUGAUGUCAGCGUAAGAUUACGGCGAGCUUCCACGGUUAUAUCACGGUGAUUUCUCAUAAUGAUUUACGGUGAGACAUGGUAAAAUUUUCGUGAGCUACCACGAUGACUCUCGGUGAUUUCUUCUGGUGAUUCGAGGUAAAAUCAGGGUAGAAUCACGGUGAUGUUCCAUAAUCGAGCAAUGGAGAUUUACCAUGAUUCACUCUUGGGAGAUAAAGUAAAUAUUGAAGAAGGGAAAGUUACCGGUGCUCGACAGCAGCAGCGGGAGUAGUUCAGUGCUCGCCACGAGAUUGCGUCUAGCUGCUUGAGGUUAUCCUGGUACGAAAUUCAUUCUAGAACUGUCAUAUCCGAAACUUGAGAGCAAUUCUGACACAGAUACUCCUCUGUUAUUCGACAGAGUAAAAAAUACCUGUUUUGAUAAUAAUAUAGUAUAUUCUAUAAUAUAUUAUGACAAUACUAUUUAUUAUCAAUGUCUCCAAGAAUAAUUUUUCUUUGAAAUUGGCCUUGCAUAGUCCGAAAAUUAUUUAUCCGACUCGACACGUCAAUUUUUUAGAAAAAGAUUUCAUUUCUUAGAUUAGUAAUAACAAUAGACUAGCAGUAAUAUUAAAGGUCAUACAUCACGGUGAUUCACAGUCACAUCGCAGGGAGCUCUCAUCGUGAUUUACUGUUGAUCUAAACCACUAGAGGGCGAUUCACGGGGAUUCUCCGUGAUACAUCGCAUUCAUGGUACUUCACCGGGAUUCACGGUGAUUCGUGGUAAAUCAAUGUGAAUAAGGACCGCCAGUGAUGGACUUCAUCAAGUAGUGGAAGAAAAGCCCAUUCUCUUGCAGCAACUAUAAUUCGAAGUCAAAUUUAUUUACCAAAUUGGAUUUUAACUACCAAUUGAUAACAAUUUUAAAUAAUUCUUUUCUAAAUCUAUAUCUUGGAUAAAUUGUAACUACGUCGUCUUUUUUUUUCAAUUAAUGCUUUAACUUUUUUCUUUUAAUUAAUUGAUAAAAUUUUAAUAAGGUUAUAAUUACUUGCAUUGAAAUCAAGUAUCAGUGCCGCAGCCAGUUAGGGAUAAAUUAACUUAAGGCGAAUGAUGCAGAAAAUUAUUAGCGUAAAUUGUAAUUUACAAUUUACAGUUGAAUAGAAACGAAAAAAAAGGACCGGACGAAAAGAUGCUUUACUGAAAGUAUUGCAAUUAACGCAUUCACCGACAGUUGUUCAUGGCAUUGACCAGAAAUGAUCUUAUUUAGAUUGGCUGUAGAGGCACUGAAACUUGAAGUUUUAAUGCCGGUAUCAUGAAAAUUCAUUUAGCUUGCAGAAAACUAGAAAAAUAGACUGUCGAUUUUAAACUCCUCAAGUCGCUUUGAUCUAUUUCAACUGAUUAAACAGGCAUUGAAGCUCAAAGCUUCAAGCCAGACGAUAUGAAAAUAGUAUAUUACAAACCGAGGGCAGUAAAGUAAGAAAUGUCUCAGAUCACAUGUAAUUUUUGGCCGAGACGAAGCCAAGCUGUUUUGCUCAGCGGGACGAAAGUUGACGCUUUCCGCCCGGAGGUGAGAAAUAAUAUAUUACAUGCCUAGGGAAGUAAAGUAAGAAAUGUCUCAGAUCACAUGUAAUUGUGGGCCGAGGCGAAGCCGAGGUCAACAAACAUGUGAUCUGAGGCUUUCUUAUUUACUUCCCGUGGUGUGUAUACUAUUUUUCUCCUCGACGGAGGCGGAAAACGGCAACUUCGUUUUGCACAGCGGGACGAAAGUUGACGCGUUCCACCCGGAGGCGAGAAAAAAGUAUUGCACACCUAGGGAAGAAAGUAGGACAUUCCAACCCGUGUGUGUAAUUACCCACCCGAGCCCCAUCCAAGGUGUGCAUAGUAUUUUUUACCAUAUGUGCAACGGACACUUCAAAUUUCUAUCAUUGUUUGAAGAAAGAUUGGCAUAUGUUCGUAAUUAAAUUAUUUACUUUUUCAUAAGAGAAAAAUCCAAUUUCCUUCUUUCUAAACAGAACAGAAACUUGAACUUUCUACACAAAUGUGGUAAAAAAAUUAUUAAUUAUUUUAAAAGGUUGAUUAAUAUGUGAUCAACAAAAAUAUCAAAUAGAAAUUAACAAUCAAAUACUUGGCUCUCUUGGUGUUCAAUAGAUAAUAACCGAAUUAAAUUUUAUUUAUAAAUUUAUUAAAUAUAUUUGAUAAAUAUUUUUUGAUUGGAGUCUGAAGUAUUGUAUUAAUAUUAGUAUCUG